Molecule: messenger RNA, 2310 nt
Organism: Harpegnathos saltator (Jerdon's jumping ant)
Lineage: Eukaryota; Metazoa; Arthropoda; Insecta; Hymenoptera; Formicidae
Product: acid phosphatase type 7
Exons: 8
Coding region: 291-1598 (435 amino acids)
Molecular function (GO): metal ion binding; acid phosphatase activity
Source: RefSeq, a predicted model, not a curated record
GCGGCUUGAUAAAGAAACCUAUUUCGCAUAAAUCUGUUUAUCGUUCUAUCGGUCAAUCACCGUAUUAUUGACGGAAACUAACAAAAGAAUCAAAUAUUUAAAGUGAGCUAUGUUCAAAGUAUUAAUCACCACGAUAAGCUCUUGUCACACAUACGUUUCCAGAUAAUGCGUAAUUUCUCUCUGUUGUGGCGCAGCCAACGAUGCAAUUGCUUCCGUAUUGCUUUGUGAGACAGUCGAGGAUAAUUGACACUUGUGUGAUACAAUUGACGUAUUAAACUGAUAUAGAAAAGAUGCUUCUGCAUAUUAUAUUUAUAAUUUCAUCCUUCUUUUCUACUGCAUUUGGUGUGUUAUAUUAUCAACCAGAAGCUGUGCAUCUUUCCUAUGGAGAUAACAUUCAUGAUAUUGUUGUGACAUGGAGUACAAGAGAUGAUACUGAAGAAUCAUUAGUAGAGUAUGGCAUAGGUGGGCUCGUUUCCCAAGCCAAAGGAAAUUCUACCCUUUUUACUGAUGGCGGACUCAAACAAAAAAGACAAUAUAUUCAUAGGGUAUGGCUGAAAAAUUUAACUGCCGACAGCAAAUACAUAUAUCACUGUGGCAGUCGUUAUGGAUGGUCAAAUAUAUUUUAUAUGAGAACACCUAAAGAUUCUACAGAUUGGUCACCACAGAUAGUUCUUUUUGGUGAUAUGGGCAAUGAGAAUGCACAAAGUUUGUCACGGUUGCAGGAAGAGACAGAACGUGGUUUAUAUGAUGCAGCUAUUCAUGUUGGUGAUUUUGCUUAUGACAUGCACACGGACGACGCACGUGUAGGUGAUGAGUUUAUGCGACAAAUUGAAUCUAUUGCUGCUUAUAUACCAUACAUGACUGUGCCUGGUAAUCAUGAAGAGAAAUAUAACUUUAGCAAUUAUAGAGCACGAUUUACAAUGCCUGGUGAUUCAGAAGGUUUAUGGUAUAGUUUUAAUGUAGGUCCUGUACAUUUUGUAGCUAUAGAAACUGAAGCUUAUUAUUUUAUGAAUUAUGGUAUAAAACAAUUGAUUAAACAAUAUGAAUGGUUGGAUAAGGAUCUACAGGAAGCAAAUAAACCCGAAGCAAGGUAUCAGCGGCCAUGGAUAGUAACAUUUGGGCACAGGCCAAUGUAUUGCAGUAACGCAAAUGCAGAUGAUUGCACUAAUCACCAAAGUUUAGUUAGAAUUGGAUUACCAUUUCUUAAUUGGUUUGGGUUGGAAGAUUUGUUUUUCAAGCAUAAAGUAGAUUUAGAGAUAUGGGCGCAUGAACAUAGUUAUGAAAGAAUGUGGCCCAUGUAUAACUUUCAAGUGUACAACGGUAGUUAUGAAGAGCCAUAUAAAAAUUACAAAGCACCAGUGCAUAUAGUUACUGGAUCAGCUGGUUGCAAAGAAGGUCGAGAGAAAUUUGUCCCAAAACGACCAGAAUGGUCUGCAUAUCGUAGCUCAGACUACGGAUAUACAAGAAUGAAAAUCCUCAAUAAAACUCAUCUAUAUUUAGAACAGGUAUCUGAUGAUAAAGAAGGUGCUGUCUUGGACAGAAUUUGGCUGGUGAAAGAAAAGCCUUGGCCACUUUAUGCGAACAUUUCUACAAAAUAACAUAAUAAAAAUUUAGUUUAAUUUGAUGAAUGCUAUGCAAUAAAACAGAACAAUAAACACAUGAAAAAUAUAUUACACACAUAAAAUGUGUGUAGUAUUAAAGUUAGUAAUUAUAAAGUUACUCAUUACUUUCAUUUAUGUAUUAUAUGAAUAUGAAUCCACACACGCAUACACACAUACACGCGCGCUGUUACGUUCCUAACGUAUCUCUGUAUCUUUCCAGCCUUAGUCUGUUUACCUAUGUCUCGAACAUUUCUAUCCCUCUUCAAAUGUUGCUUUAUGACCAUACCUACUUUUAUGACCCAUCCCUUUUUUUUUUUUGGUAGUAGUUUCCCUCUAAACUUCUCACGAAACCGUUCGUCAGUCUCCAGUUGUUUUCCUUCCCGUAAGGAACACCUCCCGUUCCUCUCGUAGCGUAUACUUAAAUACAUAUAUUCGAAUAAACUCGCCUUUCUAUAAAAACGGUAUCUCUCCCCUAUUCACGAAGAAAUUAUUAUAAUCAUUACGUUUCGAACGUAACGUCGGAAUGUAACAGCGUGCAUAUGCGCACACACGCACGCAUGCACACACACAUACACACACACACACACAGUACACAUUUUGUUAAAUAUGUAGCUGCGUAUGUCGCAGUUGAAAUAUAUGCAUGAAAUAUAUGAACAGUAAAAUAACAGUGUAAUUUAUGUAUGAGCGAAUAAAAAAUUAGUAAAUGCAA